This is a messenger RNA of Erpetoichthys calabaricus (reedfish), 1072 nucleotides long. RefSeq names its product C4b-binding protein alpha chain-like. Bases 93 to 449 code for a protein of 118 amino acids. Lineage: Eukaryota; Metazoa; Chordata; Cladistia; Polypteriformes; Polypteridae. The record is from RefSeq and is a predicted model, not a curated record. The transcript is spliced from 3 exons.
CAAGCAAUUUAAACUCUGAAGAGCAUAUAAAGCCGCACAGUUUCACGGACAGCUAAGAGUGAACAGCUGCUUCUGGCCCAGCAAAAACAAAAAUGUUUCAAGUGAUGUCUGUUUUCUGUAUUCUGCUGUGUGCUGCUUUUCUUGGUGCAUCUGCUUCAUCUGAAAAAGAUGAUUUUUGCCCCAUCCCGUUUUUUGAAAAUGGAAUGGUGACACCAGAAGUGGGAUCUUCUUACUCGUAUGGCAUCUCAGCCAUAUUUUCUUGUAAUGAUUUUUAUAUUCUUGAAGGACCCACAACAGCUACCUGCGAGAUAGACAGAACAUGGCAGCCUUCCCCUCCUGUCUGUGUCCUUGAUCCUUGUCAAGUUAGCGGCAUCUUAAAUAAAAUGCGUUGUGCUAAAAGGAAGUUUGUCAAAUGGGUUAAAGAAAAAACCUCAGACUUCGACUUCUGAUGGGAGAGCUCAUCUCCUACCACAACAGCACACAGCGCUAUCGUUAAGUUACAGAAGAACAGGAAACAACCAAAUGAAUCAAAUCCUUUUUCCUGUGGCAUCAUGGACAUAUUUUACAAAACUGGUCUCUUUCUCUCUGACCAUCAUAUCCUGCUGUCUACUUCCUUCCUACAUGGUGACCAACUCUGGGGUCACUCAAAGAAGUUGGCACAUCAAACACUGGGGUUUCUUCAUUCUGGUCCUGGAGGCUAAUACUGUCGGUGGUGGUCUUUAUUCCGCAUAUUCCUUAACAGAUACCAAUUCCACCCAGCAAUAAACACCUUUAUGUAAUCAAACUUAUUAUACUGGGAUUUAUACAUUUAGUGUAUUUUAAAUUCUUGAAAUGUAGAAAUAUGUCUAUUGUUACUACACGAUAUAGUGCACAGGAUUCUGUUUUUCUGUUACUUUCCUUCACACUCUUGCAAUGUGCUAAUUUACUGUAAUUUGGUUCUGAAUUAAUUAUCUGAGUAGCAAUUCAUUCUGCAGGGAUUGCUUGUUGUUGUCUUCCAUGAUCUUCACUGUGUGCUCACUAAUAAAUGUCUGCUUACAAAACAGUUACAAGAAAUAAAGGUAAGACGACUGAA